Messenger RNA from Mangifera indica (mango), 3200 nucleotides. Its product is annotated as probable disease resistance protein At4g27220. The record is from RefSeq and is a predicted model, not a curated record. The transcript has a single exon. Gene Ontology annotation, molecular function: ATP hydrolysis activity; ADP binding. Lineage: Eukaryota; Viridiplantae; Streptophyta; Magnoliopsida; Sapindales; Anacardiaceae. The coding region runs from base 366 to 3200 and encodes 944 amino acids.
AUCUGUUUCAUACUCAGUAUCAAUAAAUUUCGUAAAAAAACAAAAAGAAAAUUAGCUCUGUUCUCAACUUCUCUUAAUAGUAUUACUCGUAGUGAUCUGUUUGCUUCAAGCUAGACUACAUUCAUUGAGGGUUUGCUCUUAAAAACUUUUGACUUUGAUACUUGUUUGUUGUGUGUCUCUUUUUUUUCCCAGUUUGUUUAUUAAGCUUUUCUCUAAAUUAUUUUGUUAUAUAAUAUUGUCCACUUCUUUUUCUUUCAUUUCCCUUGCCUGCUAAUUAACCUUUAAUUGUAGCUUUACUUGAAAAGAUUAAAAAAAAAAAAAAAACAGAGAGAGUGUGUGUGUGUCUGUACAAGUAUUUAUCGGCCAUGGCUGAGGAAAUAGUAGCGAGUGCUGCCGCGGAACUUGCAUCAAAAGCUACAGAGUCGGCCUAUGAUUUGCUUAAACAGCAGAUAUCGUAUGUGUUCAAGUCCCAGAGCUACAUCAACAACCUCAAGAAUCAAGUUCAGGAGCUCAGAACGAAAAAAGAAAGAGUGGAGAAAUCUGUAGAUUCCGCUGAAAGACAGGGGGAAGAGAUUCAUAACGAUGUUAACAAUUGGCUGCGUGCUGCGGAUGAUUUCACUGAAAGGGAAGCAAAAGCCAUCAUUGAGGAUGGAGAUCAAGCAAACAAGGGCAGCUGUUUAAAACUGAAGUCUUGUCCUAAUUUGAUUCAACGUUACAAGCUUGGAAAGGAAGCAGUGAAAGCGGCAGUGACUGGGGCCAAUCUGUUGGGGAAAGGCAACUUCAGUAGUGUUUCCUAUCGUCCUGCUCUACAGAGGACAGAAUCCAUGUAUGUCAGAGGCUACGAGGCCUUUGAUUCUAGAGAGCAAGUUUUGCAAGAAAUUAUGGACACAUUGAAGGAUGGUAAUGUUAGCAUAAUUGGGGUGUAUGGGAUGGGAGGUGUGGGCAAAACUACACUGGUAAAAAAAAUAGCUUGGCAGGUGAAGGAAGACAAGUUAUUUCAUGAGGUGGCCAUUGCUGAGGUAACACCAACCCCAGACAACAAAAAAAUUCAAGAAAAACUUGCUUUUGAUUUAGGCUUGGAAUUUAGGCAGGAGAAUGAAUAUGAGAGAGCUGGUCUACUGCGCAAGAGGAUAAAGAAGGAGAAGAAUUUACUUAUAAUACUGGAUAAUAUUUGGACAAAACUUGACUUUGAUGCAAUUGGAAUUCCUCUUGGGGAUGCUGAGAAAGAAAGAAAAGAUGAUAAUAUCAAGCCAUGCACAAUAUUGUUAACUUCUAGAAAGCAGGAUGUAUUAAGGAAAGAUAUGAACACUCAGAAGAACAUCCUUGUUGAUACUUUAUCUUACGAUGACGCAUGGAAAUUGUUUCGGAAGAUUGUGGGUAACUCUGCAGAAAGCUCUGAUUUUCGUCCUCUAGCAGUUGAGUUUGUUACAAAAUGUUCAGGUUUACCAAUUGCAAUCUCAACAAUUGCAAGUACAUUGAAAAAUGAGAGUCCUCACGUUUGGAAGGAUGCCUUGGCUCAACUUAAAAGGUCUAAUCCAAGACAUAUUCUAGAUAUGGAAGAAAGUGUGUGUUCUACUAUUGAGCUGAGUUACAAAUUUCUGAAAAAUGAGGAAGCUAAAUCACUAUGUCUUCUUUUUGCUCUAAUAGAGGCUGGUGAUACCUAUUCCAUUGGUGACCUAUUAAAAUAUAGUAUGGGUUUGAAUUUGUUUGGAGGUGUUUAUACAUUAGAAGAAGGAAGGAAUAGAUUGCACGAGUUGAUCGAUCGUCUCAAAGCUUCUUGUUUGUUGUUGGAUGGUGACAAUGACCAUAGAAUUAAAAUGCAUGAUAUUAUUUAUCUUGUUGCUGUAUCGAUUGCAUCAACAGAGAAAUUCAUGUUUAAUAUUCAAAAUGUCACCAGCUUGAAAGAAGAACUUGGGGAGCAUAUAUCAAAAGAUUCAACUGCUAUUUCUCUUCCCUAUAUAGAUAUUUAUGACGGGCUUCCUCAACGGCUAGAAUUUCCAAAACUGAAGUUGUUCUUCCAGUUUACGAACAAUCCCUCACUACAAAUCCCCAAUGAUUUUUUCGAAGAAACGAAAGAACUCAGAGUUUUAGAUCUUACUGGAUUUCAAUUCUUUUCAUUGCCUUCAUCCCUUUCUUGCCUAAAAAAUCUUAAAACAUUGUGUUUAGACGACUGCCUGCUGAAGGAUUUAAGAAUUUUGGGAGAGCUAAGUAAAUUAGAAAUUCUUAGCUUCGCAAACUCUGAUAUUGAACAAUUACCCGCAGAAAUUGGACAAUUGACCCGAUUGAAAUUAUUAGAUUUGAGCAAUUGUUUAAACCUUAAAUACAUUGCACCAAAUAUCAUCCCCUGCUUGUCUCAAUUAGAAGAAUUAUAUAUGGGCAACAACUUCGUUCAAUGGGAACUUGAAGGAGUGGAUAAUCAAGGACGAAGAAAUGCUAGUCUUGAAGAGUUAAAGCAAUUGUCUAACCUAACAGCUUUACAUCUUCAUGUUCAGGAUGAUCGAGUUAUGCCACAAGAUUUGUUCUUCAAGAAAUUGGAAAGUUAUAAAAUAGUUAUAGGCAAUAAAUGGAAAUGGUCUGGUAAAUGUGACCUUUCAACUUCGAAAACAUUGAAACUCAAGAUCAGUGAUAGAAUUUAUUUGAGGGGUGGAAUUAAAAGUUUGUUGAAGAUAACUGAAUAUCUCUCUCUGGAAAAAAUGAAGGGUUUUAGAAAUGUUCUUUAUGAACUCGAUGUGGAUGGUUUACCACAUUUGAAGCAUCUGGAUGUAAAAGAUGGUCCUGAGAUUUUAUAUAUCAUUAACUCAGUUGCUUGGAAACCAGCCUUUCCCGAGUUGGAGUCGUUGAUACUUUGCAAUUUGAUUAAAUUAGAGAAGAUAUGUUAUGGUCAACUCAAUGCAGAGUCUUUUAGCAAAUUAAGGAUUAUAAAAAUAGAAAAAUGUGAUAGAUUGGAGUAUCUCUUUGCAUCCUUCAUUGCAAAAAGCCUUAUACAGCUACAGGAAAUUGAAGUGACUGGCUGUAAGAACCUAAAAGAACUUUUUGGUGAAGAAAGUGAUGAUCAUGGUGAUGAAAUUGAGACGAAUAAUAAGACAGAGUUCAAUCAAUUAUGCUCUUUGACACUACAACGCUUACCCAAAUUCAUUAAUAUCAGCUCUACCAUGACGGUAUGUUUUCCAUUUUCCAUUUUUUAUUUUCUUUUGAUGUAA